UAUCACUGUUUCUUUUCCUUUCAGGUUUUGCGAGUCUCCCUCCAGCGACCCGGAGAUGCCAAGUGGGCGUGGCCGAGGCAAACGAAUGCGAUUGGCUAUCUCUGAGCGCCCCUGUGUGGAACCCCUCCCGGUCUCCAAGGUCCGGGGCCUAUCACAGCACAGGAGCAGGGGAGGGGGCGUGACCGGAGCCUCGGGGCCGAUCCACAGCAAAGGGCGGAGAGGCAGUCUGAACCUCAUGAACAGCAGCUGUCGGGCUCCUCCGUCCUUCUUCUCGGUGGAGGAGGUGAAGCCGGCCAGCAGCACCACCCUCUCCUCCACCCUCUCCGUCCCCGGGAAGAGGAAGGUGAAGCCCCCUGGGGACCUGGACCUUAGCCUGCUCGCCUCCGACGACAACAAACUGGGUAACGGCAAGCGGAUCCGAGCCAAGGCCCGCAGCGCACCGUCCACGCCCCAGGGGAAGGCUGACCCCUCCUUCAUGGACCCUGGGGGGGGCUGCACCUCCUCCUCACCCCCCCCUCCCAUCCUCAUUGACUGCCCCCACCCCAACUGCACUAAGCGCUACAAGCACAUCAACGGGCUGCGCUACCACCAGACCCACGCUCACCUGGAGGUCGGAGGGCAGAAGAAGCCAGAGCUGGAGUCCCUGAAGGACCCUGAGGGGGGGGAGCGCCUGUCGGACUGUGAGGACGCCCUGGGCAGCAGGACCUACCACACCUCGGAGGCUAGCAGCACUAAUAGCAACAGUGCUAACGGCAGCAGCGCUAACGCUAGUGGCGCUAAUGCUAGCAGUGCUAACACUAGCGGCGCUAACGCUAGCAGCGCUAACACGAGUGGCCUGAGCUCCACAAAGAAGGCUGCACCGCUCUACAAGGUGACCACACUGGGUUCUCCGAAGAACCGGAGACUGCUCCUGAGCACCGACACGGCCAAAACCAGGAGGACCUCGCUGCUCCGAGACGGGCUCAAUGACGACCUCAGCAACCUGCCCAUCAUCUCCAACAUGACCGUGGUCUUGGAGAACUGCAUGGUCCCCGACCGCAGCACCACCGUGGAGAUGCCCAAACUGGAGGCAGAGGGUUUGAUUGACAAGAAGGGCGGAGUUAGUGACAAAGGGAAAAAGGCCAAUGGGAAAGCAGAGAAGCUCUCCAAGUCCCGGGCCAACCGCCCCAUCGCUCCGGCCCCGCCACCCCCUAAGCUCAUCGCCGUCCCCAGCCUAACUAACCCUAACUCUGUGUACAACACCAGCAGCUCAGGCAGCCCCAGCCCAGCAGAACCCCACCCCACUAACACCCAGCACCCUCACCAGCCCCCGCCCACACAGCCGCCCACCACCCUGGUCCCCGGGGGUCCCAGCUCUAAGAACCCCCCCCUCACCACUCUAAAGCCCAUCAAGCCAAAGCUCGGUCUUACGGAUCCGUGUUUGGGGAAAACCGCCUUGGUGCCCAGCAGCAAGGAAACCCGGAAGAAAGAGAAACGGAGACUUAAGGACAAACACAGCAGAGACCUGGACAGGACCUCCAGCGGGGAGGCUGGGGUCAAGGCGGAGGACUGUGGCGGCGCUGGGGGACCCAAACUGGCAGCCAGAGAAGCUCCUGGGAGCCUCCUGAAGGAGCACCUCAGUAAACAGGAGGUGGUGAAUGGUCUGACAGGAAGCCAGGAGAGCAGGAUGGCCAGCAUCCGGGCGGAGGCCGAUAAGGUGUACACCUUCACGGACAACGCCCCCAGUCCGUCCAUCGGCACGUCCCUGCGCCUGGAUGCCGGUAGCGGGAUUGGCUCACCAGAUGGUGACAGCAAGAACAACAGCCCCGCCUACUCCGAUAUCUCAGAUGCUGGGGACGAUGGGGGGGCUGUCGAAUGUCGGUCCGACUGUCCACGAUCCAAGUCAGGCCCUCCUUCCUCUUCCUCCUCCUCCUCCUCCUCCUGCUCCUCCUCCUCCGAUGAGACGCCCAACAGUCACCAUGGAAACCUUAGCAACAACCACCAGGGGAACGCCAGCAAGACCCCUCCCGCAGCAUCCAACCCGCUGUCAAAAGACUCUCAGUACUACCAGGGCUACGACUCCUACUACCUCCAGGGGUUCAUGCAGAGCGACCGGCAGAACCACUGCGGCCCCGCCUCCCACAAGGGCGUUGACGUCAAGGCAAAGGAACGGAAGGAGGACCUGAAGGAGGAGGAGCCAGUGGACUCUAAGAAGGCGGAGGGCUGCGGUCAGUCCCAGCUGCAGCUGGCCAUGAGUCAGACCCAGACCGCCCUGGCCCAGUCGCUGUACUACGGCCAGUACUCCAGAGCGCUCUACUCCCACCACAAACUGUUGCUGGGCAACAAGUGCUGCGACCAGGCACUCGGUGGCGCUAAGCAACGGUCGGACCGCGGGCCGGCGGGCCCCGGCCGGGAAGGGGAGGACGGGAAAUACGCAUCAGCAGGGUCAGGAGGAGCGUCUGUGCCGGCCCAAGGGGGGGACGCUACGAAGGGCUGCUGCUCUAAACCCGCACCGUCCUACGCGGAGAAGGGCGAACGAGGGGAUCGGGGGGAGAGGGCCGAGCGAGGGCAGCUGAGCAGCAUACUGGACCAACAGCCCGGCACCGUCAAGGCCUCCUCCUCCUCUUCGUCACUUCACAACCCAAACACUCCGACAGAUCUGGACUCAAAUGGUUCCUACUCCAGUCCCCCAGACAGCCUCGGCUGGGCGUACAGACGGCCAAGAUGCAAACAGCCCCAUUAUCCUCUUGGUCUCCACGGCAACCAGCCAGAGGAAGGGGAGGCGGACCAGACCAAGGAAUGGCGAGCUACCCUGGAGCCAGUCGGAGCCAAGAUGGCCACCAUCGGGGGAGGCGGAGUUAGAGGAGGAGAAAGGGGUGGGGCCCAACAUGCCACACCCAUCAGUGAAGCGGAGGAUGCUGAGCGAUUGGAGGGGGAGGAGGUGAUAGGCGAGGAGCCAAUAGGAGGGCUGUGUGAGGAGUCGCAGAGCGCCCGGGCAGCGGUGUCCCCCCCCCAGCAGGCCUACCUGCCCUACCAGCAGGCCCCAUACCCCCCUUACCUGGCCCUGACGCGGUCCUCACAAGGCAUGUCUCCAAACAUGGCCCACAGCUACCCUGGUUUCCACUACCCGCUAUACGGUAAGACCGCAGGGCGGGACGACCCCGAGGGGACCAAUCACACAGAGCCGUCCAGCCUGGAGCUCCACCCACCCAGCCUGCUCAGCCAGGGCAAGUCCCCCGCCCCGGGGGAGAAGGGCUCCCCUGAGAGAGAGAGGGAGUUGGAGCGAGAGAGGAACCAGGUGUCCUUUGGCCGCCACCUCCACACCCACCACCACACCCACCUGGGAGUGAGCUACAGCCUGCUGUCUGCCCCGUACGACGUCUACCAAGGUUUGAGUUCCAGAUCCCUGGUCACCAAUCAGGUCACGGGACAGUCCCCUACUGAGUCCCAGGGGAAGAACUAGUGCCAUGUGACCCGAGCGGACAUUAUCAGAACUAGGGUCAUGUGACCCGAGCGGACAUUAUCAGAACUAGGGUCAUGUGACCCGUGCGGACAUUAUCAGAACUAGGGUCAUGUGACCCGAGCGGACAUCAUCAGAACUAGGGUCAUGUGACCCGAGCGGACAUCAUCAGAACUAGGGUCAUGUGACCCGAGCGGACAUCAUUAGAACUAGGGUCGUUAGACCAUUAGUUCCCUGAUGUUGAACAAACAUUCCCUCUUUCAGAUCAGAAGACAAACAUGUACUUUUAAUCGUUGUUAUUUCUACUGACGACUGGUUUAUAACGUGAAGAGAAGCAGGCAGAGGUGACUUGUUUGAGUUGACAAAGGAAGAAAGACGGAACCCAAUAGCUGAAGACCGCUGGGCACCGUGUAGUGACCCCAUGAUCCAGCCUCCCUGCUGGCGGGUUAGGGUUAGGGUAACCCUAACCCUAACCCUAACCUCACAUCAGAUGAAGAGUGAUGUCAGUGUGAUGUCAAAGGGUUGAAUGUACCCCAGAGAGGCGAGAAAAUCCUUACUAUCAUUCUGAUUAUUCUAAUUAUUAUUCUUAAUUAAUUAUUAGUAUAACAUUAUACUAAUAUUAUUCUAGUAUUACCGAAGCGGCCCUGUCCGCCAUGUAUUACUAAUAAUCUGUACUUGGGUGUUACCAUGUUGAUUGUAUUGUCUUUAUGUGAAAGUAAACCUUUCAUCCGGACGCCUGGAGCCACCAGCCCUGUAUAUUCUGUAUAGAUUCACACUUAAACAGCCAUCUGUGGUCAACUCUUCUGGACCAGUUGUUUCCAACUCUAGUCUAACCCUGCUACAUGCUUUUAACUCUGUUUUAACCCUGCUACAUGUUUUAACCCUGGUUUAACACUGCUACAAACUUUAAACCCUGGUUUAACCCUACAACAAACUUUAAACCCUGUUGUAACCCAGCUACAAACUUUGAACUCUGGUUUAACCCUGCUACAUGUUUGUAACUCAAGUUUAACCCUGCUACAUACUUUAAACUCUAGUUUAAAGACCAGCUCUAUCAAACAUACCAGAUGUUCGAAACCAUGCCACGCUUUUAACUUUAGUUUAACCAUUACAGAUGUUUCAAACUUUAGUUGAACCAUACCAGAUGUUUAAAACCAUACCAGAUGUAUAAAGCCAUUCGAGAUGUCCCAGGCAUCAGGACCUCUGGAAUGACCCUCAUCCUAACCAUGACCUUUGGAAUGACCCUCAUCCUAACCCUGACCUUUGGAAUGACCCUCACCUUAACCAUGACCUUUGGAAUGACCCUAAACCCAUAAAUGUUAGGGCAAAAGUGUGAGUCACCUCUGUUGGUGUCCAACAACAGAUCACAUGAUGUGUCUUUUGUAAUAAAAGCAUGGAACACUCCCCCUGUAUUUUAGCGCUUACGUAAAUUACUAAAGCUAUGGGCAACAUUACCGCCAUGCUAAAGCUAUAGUAGACACUGAUGCUAAAGCUAUAGUAGAGACAGAUGCCAAAGCUAUAGUAGACACUGAUGCUCAAGCUAAGUUUAACCUUCUUCCAGAGCUCUGUGACCAAAGCACAACUCAGACAAACAUAUGAAGAGUUCUUACAUGUAGAAAGUAAAACUGGUUUGAACAGGAAAUGGAACAACUAUACUGAUUCAUCAGCUAAACCAAGCCUGUCCCUAUCCCUUACCCUACCUUUACUAACCCUAACCCUGACCCUGAUCCUAACCCUGACCCUAACCCUGACCCUGAACCUAUCUCUAACCCUGACCCUAACCCUGACCCUAACCCUGACCCUGACCCUAACCUUGACCCUAACCCUGACCCUAACCCUGACCCCUCCCUCCAGAGCGUUGGUCCCGCCCCCAUAGCGUUUGCCCCUCCCCCAAGAGCGUUGGUCCCUCCCUCCAGAGCGUUGGUCCCUCCCUCCAGAGCGUUGGUCCCUCCCCCCAGAGUGUUUGUCCCGCCCCAAAAAGCGUUUGUCCCUCCCUCCAAAGCGUUGAUCCCGCCCCCAUAGCGUUUUUCCCUCCGCCAAAGCAUUGGUCCCUCCCCCCAGAGUGUUGGUCCCUCCCCCCAGAGCGUUGGUCCCUCCCCCCAUAGCGUUUUUCCCUCCCUCUAGAGCGUUGGACCCUCCCCCAGAGCUUUGGUCCCGCCCCCCCAUAGCGAUUGUCCCUCCCCCAGUCUCGCCCCCUCAUGCUCCCCAAGGGAUCGGCACUCAAUUAUUGACCAAAAAUGUACUUUUGUUUUGUUAUUUGCAAAGAUUGUGAAGUAUUCCAGAGUGUUUGUUUGUGUGUUUGUGUGUGUGUGUGUGUGUGUGUGUGUGUGUGUGUGUGUGUGUGUGUGUGUGUGUGUGUGUGUGUGUGUGUGUGUGUGUGUGUGUGUGUGUGUGUGUGUGUGUGUGUGUGUGUGUGUGUGUGUGUGUGUGUGUGUGCGUGCGUGCGUGCGUGUGUGUGUGUGUGUGUUCCCGGAUAAAAGGUUUGUAAAAUUGUACCCUGCUAAGGUUAGUCAUGCUGUCCAACAGAGACACACAGGAAGGGUUAGGGUUAGGGGUGUACCACCACAGCACUUAGUUCACUAAGCAUCACAAGCUCUCCCCCUGCUUCCAACCACAGCCCACCCAAAUGUCUCUCCGUCUCCCCGCUAUCUCUCCCCCCUCUUCCUCUCUCUCCUCUCUCUCCCCCUCUCUCUCCUCUCUCUCUCUUCCCCCGCUCCCUCUCUCUCCCCCCUCUUCACCUCCCUCCCUCUCUCUCCUAUCUGCCCCUCUCCCUCUCUCUCUCUCUCUCUCUCUCUCUCUCUCUCUCUCUCUCUCUCUCUCUCUCUCUCUCUCUCUCUCUCUCUCUCUCUCUCUCUCUCUCUCUCUCUCUCUCUCUCUCUCUCUCUCUCUCUCUCCCCCUCUCUCUCUCUCUCCUCUCUCUUCUUCCUCUCCCUUUCUCUCCUCUCUCUCUUCUCCCUCUCUCUCCCCCUCUCUUUCUCUCCCCCUAUCCUCUCUCUCCUCUCUCUUCUCCCUCUCCCUCUCUCUUCCCCUCUCUCUCUCUCUCUCUCUCCCCCCCCCUCUUCACCCCCCUCUCCCCCUCUCUCCCUCUGUAGUGCUGGAUGACCCUCUACCAGCUGCUCUGCUGUAUAUACGGCUGCCUUCAUUUGAGAGACCAACAGUACACAAUAGUGCAUCUGAUCUUGCCCAGACUUCCUAAGUAUUUCUGAUUCUGAUAGUACAUCUAGUUGUUCAAGCCUAACUAGUUCCUUGGGUUUCAUUUCAACGGUUGUAACUUUGGACCACUCUCAAACCAAACCCUGCCCAUCCUAUAUCCAUGGUGGUUUUCUUCCUUGAAUAUAAAACUCUGUUUACAAGGUAUAUGUCAUCCUUAGGGAGACAGUGUUGUCUAUGAAAGCUGCUUUUUCCACCUCACGGUGUGUUGACUUAUUAACUAUGAAAACGUAUUAACAUGAAACCUGCUGUUGCUUUUUUAUACUGUAUAUGCCUUAAUUCAUAUGUUUGGCAAUCAUGAUUAAAGAAUGUUUAUAUAUA
Gadus macrocephalus (Pacific cod) is the source of this 6970-nucleotide messenger RNA. It is a transcript of the gene znf608, whose product is annotated as zinc finger protein 608. Gene Ontology annotation, biological process: regulation of transcription by RNA polymerase II. The transcript is spliced from 6 exons. The annotation marks the transcript as partial. Lineage: Eukaryota; Metazoa; Chordata; Actinopteri; Gadiformes; Gadidae. The record is from RefSeq and is a predicted model, not a curated record. Gene Ontology annotation, cellular component: nucleus.